Molecule: messenger RNA, 1602 nt
Organism: Plectropomus leopardus (leopard coralgrouper)
Lineage: Eukaryota; Metazoa; Chordata; Actinopteri; Perciformes; Serranidae
Gene: pgrmc1
Product: progesterone receptor membrane component 1
Cellular component (GO): endoplasmic reticulum; endomembrane system; membrane
Source: RefSeq, a predicted model, not a curated record
ACGCACACACACGGACGCAGAGAGGAGCCAACAUGGCUGAGGAAGAAGUAAGCGAGGUAACUUCUGCUGGUAUUUUUCAGGAGCUCUUCACCUCCCCGCUGAACCUGACGCUGCUCAGCCUCUGUCUGUUCCUCCUCUACAAAAUCCUCCGCGGGGAUAAACCACCGGAUCUCGGCGAGAUGGAGAAACCGCUGCCCAAACUGAAGAAGAGAGAUUUCACCCUCGCAGAGUUGAAGCCCUACGAUGGACUUCAGAACCUGAGGAUCCUCAUGGCUGUCAACGGGAAAGUGUUUGACGUGACCAGAGGGAAGAAGUUUUACGGCCCAGAGGGGCCGUAUGGUGUGUUUGCAGGCAGAGAUGCAUCCAGAGGUUUAGCUACGUUCUGCCUGGAGAAGGAGGCCCUGAAAGACGAACACGACGACCUGUCUGACCUGAACGCCAUGCAGCAGGAGAGCCUCUCUGAGUGGGAGACUCAGUUCACCUUUAAGUAUGAUUACGUCGGCAAGCUGCUGAAACCAGGAGAGGAGCCCACAGAGUACACAGACGACGAGGAGGGAAAAGACAAAAAGGCGGACUAGAACAAAAAAAGUGAAGUGGAUAAGGAUGAUUGAUGCCUUACUGUUUGUAAUUUUGCUGCCUGUUGCCUCCUGUUAGGGCCGAUCUCCUGUAUGUAUUCUAGUUCUUUUGGACUCUCACAAUCCUGCAUUUUAUAUGCUGACCCAAUUCCAUUUGUGUCCGUUUAUCUCGUGGCAUUAACAGUUCAAUUUGCUGCAGUCUGAUGUAGAGCUGUGCAGUGUUGUUAGAGAUUAUCAGCUAAAAUCGAUUCUUAGCUUGUUGCACAGAAUCAAGAACUUGGACCAAUUCAGAUGAGCGUCAUGUGUCCUGUAGGCUGAGACCAGUUUGUUGUGUGAAGACGAAGAAGCUUUGUCUGCGAGAUAAUCCACCGCUCUGUCAUUCACUUUGUUAGAAUCGCUGCUGAUGUGUUGCAGGUUGUAAACAUUCCUUUUAUCCUAGUUUUGUCCCAGCUCAGAUUAAAUACAUUUUCUCAGGACAUCUUUUCACUCAAAAUUAACAACAAAUAUUGAGGGUUUGGAGCCUGAGGGAAGAUUUAAAGUAUAUUUUAACCUGGGGUAUUCCAAAUAAACUUCAGUUUUACGGAAAUAAUUUAAAGUGAGUCCGACCAAAAGCUGGUUUGGUUAUUCAGCAAGGGGACUAAUUUCUGCUUGUACUGUGAGUGAGAGAUGGAAACAAACAUUUGAAAUGAUUCAUGUGAAACCAGAAAGGCACUCGGAGAGCACAGACCACUACCAAGGCCAAAUGCUUUAUCUUGCAAUGUAAACACACUAAAAUAAAAAAAACAAAUGUGUAUCCACCCGAUGACUCUGUAAUCCUGCUGAAAACCAAACUGAAAACAGCCUGCUUGGUGGAUGUAGUUAAAGUUUGUUUGGAAAGUUUUCGUACGUUUCCAUUGCUUGUCUCAAUGUUUUUGGAUACAGGUAUGAGAUAAACACCCAGGCUAAAAAAUACAGGAAUUUCCCUGUGUACAUGACGCUGAUGAUCUGAUGUAAAGAUUAAAGAUGUCAUCACAUAAACACUGCUGAA